Sclerotinia trifoliorum is the source of this 1159-nucleotide messenger RNA. The record is from the annotation of a GenBank genome assembly. Lineage: Eukaryota; Fungi; Ascomycota; Leotiomycetes; Helotiales; Sclerotiniaceae.
AAGUUGUAACCUAAUGAUGCAGUGGAUGCUUAGCGCCAGAAGUUCCUGUUAAUCUUAUCUGAUUUCCCCCUCAACCAUCAUAAUUUUUUAGAAUCACCACUGAAAUUCCCAUAUUCAUUCACAAUACAUCGCACAACAUGCGAGGUAAACACAUUAACUUUGAUAUCGUCUCCCGUAUUUGAAUCGUGGCAUCAGGGAGUAUAACUCUUACAUUUAUGGAAAUCAAUUCACUCUUUUGAACGAGCUCGCAGAUUGUGAAGGCUAUAGUUCGAACGCAAGCUCGCGCAGACUCGUUCGAGGUCGAGGUUCAGGAGCUAAUACGUGGUGGCAGAACUGGAAUGUUGCUUACAGCAGUUGGGUUUUCAUGUUCCCAGUGAGAUGCAACGUCUUUCAAUCCAUCGAACACUUCAGCUGACGCCCUCUUAUAUCACUUACGUGCUGACAUCUCACUAGUCCUAGAUUAAUUCAUUCACUCUUCAAAGUCCCAAGCAACCCCAUACCAUCUCGGAAUCUCCAACCGACAGUUGAUGUUUUAUCAAAAGAUAGCACGGUGUUCAUUCCAAACCAUCCAAAUUUCGGUACUCUCAUAAUGGGCAUCAUGCAAUUGAUCAACUCUUGCGAGGCGAUUGUGGCACGGCUAAUGGAGCUACCAUUCGAUUGAUGAUUACGGAUACAGAAGGAGAGACCGAGAUUACAGAACCAGAGGUUGUGUGGCAGAUUGCCUUUCCAGGAGCAGUCCUGAAUAUUCAAGCUCGCAUUGGAAAUAAGGUCGAAGCUAUCACUUCUGAGGUCCGGAUGACACGAGGCGUCGCUUCUGUGCUCUCCAUUCGACCAGUUGAGGUUGAAGAUGUGGAAUCGAAACCUUAGGUAGCCAGAUUACAUGGCCCGGACCUUUUUUCCGCGGCGAAGAAUGCAGCAAUGACCUGGGAAGCAUUAGCCAUAUGGCGAGACAAAAAAUUCGUUUGAAUAUGGGCGUGCAAUUCAUAGGACUCUUUGUGCUAUCAGGGCUGAGUAAUCAGGGCAGACUAAUUAGGGCAGAGUACUAUGAAAGAUGCAAGGCUUUGAGUUUGUGAUAGCCUUUACAAGGUCAGAGUAUUAGAGUCUGUAUUUUGGUGCGUCUCGCUGUAGGGUGUCCCGUAAAAUAAUGAGAAUAUUUUAA